AUGAGCAGCACGUCCAACAAAGUAGAUGAACCAACCAGCAGCAGUCUGCAGGCAUGGCUGCAAGCACACCUCGAGAACUACGUGGAGCUUGGAUUCUUGAAAAGGAUUCCUGAUGCAUCAUCAUCAUCAUCAUUGUCGUUGCAGGACGACGACGACGACGACGAUUUCAGCUGCGUGUUGGCAUGUCUCGCUCACCGAUUUUGUCCUUCAUCGGUACCUGAUCUUGUUACUAUGCUCCAACAACAGCAAGAAAAUGUGGCAUCCACCGCUAUUCAGAUAUUCCAUGACGAGCUCGAUAUACCCAGCGACAUCCCCAAUAGGAUCGAGUACCUUGACAACAUUCGCCAUGCAGUGGAGCAAAAACAGGAACCAACCGAGCAAUCCAUGCGACUCACAGAGACCACCUUGGUUACCGAGACACAGCAUAUUCAGGUCACACGACGUACCCGAGAAUAUUCAUCAUCGGAUGAUGAAGAAUUGGAACAGCAUGUAUCCAAUGUGCUCAACCAUAUCCAUCAAUUACGCACUCAGCUGAAUGACAUGACCCUCAAGACAUCAUCAACAUCAUCAUCGCAACGACAUAAAGAGGAGAAGGAGGAAAAGAUCAAUGAGGAGGAUGAUAUGGCAAUGCGUGUGGAUCAAUUUGAGAAGGAUCUUGCCAGAUUUGAGAAUGAGGAUAUGAGUGCUUAUCGAUCCUACAUCAGCCAUCUUGACGACGAUGCACGUGCAACAGUAGCAUCACGUAUCCAAGCAGUGGAUACUGCUCAUUCAGCAUUGGAGGUACAACUUGAGGAUGAUUUCAAAGCCAUUCGCACAGGUGUGCUCUUUUCAAAGUUGACAUUGCCUAUUCGACAUGAGCUCGAGACUGUACAAGCCAAGAUGUUAAAGACGACAACGACCGAGGAUGGUAUUCGAGAGCUUGAGGAACGUACCCAGCAUGCAGGUACAUUAUUGGAUACCAUGGAGAAGGAAUAUGGAGAUGCCAUGUUGAACACCCAAUCGACAUUCUCGUAUCGUUCCCAUUUUGAGGCACUACGCCAAAAGCAUCGUGUGGUGUGUUCCUGGGUUGAUGAAGUACGUGUAUGGUUUGUGGAAGCUGAACGUAUCCGACGAUGGAUUGAAGAACGUAUUGAAUUGCUGGAGAAGGAUGCAUUGGAUGAUCCUGUACAGAUCCUCUCUUUGCAAUACUCACUUGAAAAAGUGGAUGAAUUGACAACGCGACAUGAAGCAAUGGAAAAGGAGGUGGAGCAAUUUGAUCAUGAGGAUAUGACCCGAUUACGUGCACACGUCAAAGCACUCACUGGUGUUGACAAGCAACAAGAUGACAAAGAUCUAAGUCCCGCUGAUACAACUACCAUCGAGAUCACAUUCACCACCCUUAUGACCCUGGAUCGAUUGAUGCAUAUGCUUCGAAAGAGAUCGUAUGAAUUGCAAAUGUUGACGCUGCGAGUGUUUUGGGAGCAAGAGCAUGCUACAUCUCAAACAUGGGUUGCUGAUACGGAUACACAAGUGGAUGCAUUGUUGGCAAAGGCACGAUGGCAAUUGGAUGAGGAAAAGACCAUGUCGUGGGCAGAUGCAGAUGGAGUCAAGAACAACGUGGUUCGAGAGUUGUUGGAUGUUGAGCAACGCAUAGCCGAUUUUGAUCAAGGCCAAUUCACCACAACAGUCAACAUGUAUCAAGACAUGGACAACCAUUCCAAAGUCGAGUUGCCAGCACAUCUUGAGUCUCGACAAGUAGCACUUGAAGAAGCAUUUGAAGCACUCACCAAACGCGUCGGCUAUGCACGUCAAGUUGUUGAGCAACGAAUUACCGUGGUGGAUUUUGUGUAUCGUGCGGAUGAUUUGAUGAAUGAAGGUGGAAGACUCAAAGAAGAAAUGGCGAUUGCCGAGCAACAAGCUGUGGUUGGGGAUUCGGAUCGGGAAUUUAUGGAUCGUAUUCGACACUUUCAGGAACAAGCGGUACAAUUGGUGACGAGUGUUGCUGUUCGUAUUCGGUAUCCCGAGCAUGUGUUCCCUGCCUCAGAUAUCCAAGCCAACGAUGAAGCCAAUGCAAUGAUCCGAUCGUUGAUUAGCAAUCGUAAAUCAGCUGUCAUUUUAUUUGGCGACAUGCUCGAUCAGAAACUUGCUGCAUAUCAAUACGUCCUUGAGAUGAUCACCACUGCCGAUCAGCUCCAUCGUGAACUACGUCAUAUGCAUGAGCUUAUUGAAAAUCAAAUCAAGUCCAUUGCUCAUAUCAAGGAUGAGGUGCUUGGUGCUCGAUGUCCAUUGACCCAUCAAGAUGCCGAGAAGUUGACAGCUGAAUGUACUUCACAGCGUACCAAGCUCGAGUCAUUACGAGAGGGUGAUGUCAAGAUUAUGCGUGAUGCAGUAGAUGCUCUUAGGAAAGAUGUGGUUGAAUUGAAUGCAUCAGCUGUGCCUAUCAGUCGAUUGGAUGCUGCCAUGGAACGCCUUGAGCAAUUGCUGAAGGAGUUGGAGGCAUCACUAGCAUUGCAUGAACAAGAGCUACUUGGAUUGAAAGCACGAUUGCAAUGGAAAGAUGGGUGGAACGAGACUAUGCAGCAAGUUACAACCAUGACUCAAGAUGUGUGGGACCUUAUUGGUCGUAUUCAAUGGCGUGUGGAUACCGUUGAGCCUGGCAACAUGGAUACCGUUGACAUGGAAACAGCCUAUACGCAAAAGCAGCAACAGAUCGAUGAUUUCAAGCAAGCCAAUCACUUGGACAACAUAGCGAGCUUAUUUUCAACCAUGAUGAAUGCGCUUGAUAGCAUUGUGGAGAAGGCGCCUGAACAUUUUCAACGUCGACAGGAUUCAUUGAACAAGGCAUUCGAUGAGCUCGUGACAUUCUUCGACUUUGCUCGUCACGUGCUUGAUCAACACAAGGCAUUGGCGGAAUUCAGUGAUGAAGCUUCAUUGGUACAUCAAAGUGGAUCCAAGCUGGUAGAGGAUUUGGAAAAUGCAUUGCGCAAAGUGAUGAAUGAGGAUACGGAGUCAUCCUUGUUUUCAGAGCCAAUUCAGGAUUACAAUCAACGUGUACAAGGUUUAUUGACCACAUUGAACGAGAAGCCUAUUCCAUAUCCUUCGAGACCAGCUACGAGUGCUGCCGAUUCAUAUCGCACAUCAGCUGAUCAUGAUUACAUUCAUGGAGAGAUCCAAUCGUUUGUUCAAGGUCACCACGAUAAGCUGAAGCAAUUGCAUGAACGAAUGAUCCACCUUGAAUCCUUGUUUAUCUCAGCAUUGGAAUUCAGGACAUCGAUUAUUUCUUGUGCAAAAGAGGCUGAGGAAUUGGAUGAUCGAGCAACCAAUGUUAUUCAGACAAUCUUGCCAGAUCGACAAAACCUCGCCAUGGAUACGAUCAAUCUCAAUGCAGCUGCAGAUCCAAAUGUGCUCAAGGAACGGCAUGUUGAAAAUGUAAGAAGCACCGAAUCAAUUAAGGGAGCCCUUGGUGAUUUGCAAAAGAAAGCCGUCAACCUCAGUGAGUCGAUUCAACAAUCAGAUGUUUGCACACAUGUCGAGGAUACCAUGGUCAGCACAGCCAUGGCCAAGUUAGAAGGCAACUACCAGGAGCUUAUUCAACUUGUGGGGCAACAUGAGAAGGAGCUGGGUGUCUAUGCUGAUCGCCUCGAUUGGGAGAAGAAAUCGGAUGCUUUGCUUACUCAGGCGCACAAUCUUCAGGAACAGCUGCGUAAUCUCGAUGAAGAAAAGAAAGCGUUACACCUCUCGUCAAGAAUUGAUGAUAACAAGUUGUCCGAGAACCAGCAACGAUUAUGUGAUCUACAGCAACCAUUGGCAGAUAUCUUGAAUUUGAAGACAUCCAUGGAUGAAGCGAAUGCCGUUAUGAAUGCCAGCUACGACACACUCCAUACGCAACCUAUUCCUCAGCUUGUGGUGGAUCGACAUAACGAUAUCCAUGGUGUAGUUGCACGUGUAUCUGAUCUUGCCGAUCAACUUGAAAAGGAGCUUGAUUUGAUUGAAAAACGACGACAAUGGGAACACUCGGCAGAUGAAGCAUUGGCAUCCAGCUUAGAUCUCGAACAACGCUUGGAAGAAUUUAUUCGCAACGAAGCACGCUGGCAACAAACUUCUGAAUUACAUCAUCUAGCCGACUUGGAUACCAAAUUUUCAGAAUGGCAGGAUGCUGUGGAUUCUCAGGGUGAGAGAUUGGCGAAGAUCAGGUCAACAUUGGAUGAUCUCUUUGAAAACCAACACUUGUACCGAUCCGAUGCAUUAUCUCGACGCAGCCAUGAACUUGAAGGAGCACAAGAUCGAUUAGCCAGCUUGUUGUCAUUUGGAUUUCAAGUCAAGAACCAACAUCAGCAAUAUGCAGAAUGUAUGCAACAAGCUCAACAACUCGAAUCAAAUGCUGAGACAUUGCGAAAGCAAAUUGAAGAUGGCGGCGACACUAUGGCGGAGCUUGAGAAGUUUAUGCAAGAGGUGGAGUCAUUUGGUCAUACAUCAUGCAACAUUUCAUACCCCGUUCGCAAUUUCAGGGGCUACGAUGUACGAUCUCGUAACCAAGACGACACUGCCAACACAGUGAUGCAAGAAACGUUACAUGUACGCCAAUCUCGUAUUGAACAACUACCUGCUGUAUUGAAAGCAGCCGUGGAAGCUCAGCAAAUGCAGAAUGAAAAGAAGGCUGCUGUGGAUGCUUACAUGACCGAAUCACGCAAUUUGAAAGAAUGGAUUACCAGUAAAUUGGAUGUACUUGAUGAUGUAUCAGCUUUGGACGACACCAGCUCAGUACAAGACCUUCGCGCAGCUGCAACAACCAUGGAUGCUAUUCAUUCGGCCGUGCAAGCCAAUGAUACCACCUUCAGCUCACUUGGUGUCAAGGCACUCAAACUCGAAGAUGAAGAGGAUGUCCAAAAACAACAUGCAGAAUUGACACAGCUUUGGCGUACAUUGGCAGAACGCUUAAGCACGGAUGCCAAGGAUACUUUGACCACUCGAUUGCACGCUGCUGAAUACAACGAAUCGACACAGCAAUUGAGUAACCAAUGCCGAUCGAUCCAAUCUGCUAUGGAUGAUAUUCAAACGAGUGAUCUUUCCGAGACCAAGCUUGGUGAAUGGCGUGACCAAAUCGAUUCGCUCAAGACGCAGCUUUAUGAAACAGUGGGUGUUCAGGCUACCAACGAAGCUGAGCGUGAGACAUACAAGCAACUCUCUUUGGAGCAUGGCAAGCUAUUGACUACGCUUGAUGAUUUGAACAAAAAGCUACGCAACCGUGAAUUGUUGGAUGAUUAUCGCAAACGUACAGAUGCACUUGUUGCUUUCUUCAAAGACUCCACUGGUCGACUUGAUUCAUUGCAGCAAGAAUAUGGUGUUAUCACUGGUGCAUCGGAUGAUGAGAACCAAUGUCGCUUGUUCAAUGACGAGUAUAAUGCCAUGCAGCGAACGGUGCAAGAAAAGAUGGAAGACUAUCGAGAACAGCAAUCAUUUUAUCGAGCAUUGCAGCUGCAAGAGAUUGAUACUAGCAACGUGGAAGGCGAACAUGAAGCAUUGGAUGAGGCACAAAAGGCACUUGUUAGCAAGUUGGAUGCUGUUCGAUUGGCUGCUAGUCUUGCUACUCAAUGGAAGGAUCUUCAUGCUACAUUACAUGCUGUUGAGUGUGAGUCGACUAAAAUCAAUGACAUGGGCUCGAUGAACGAUCAAGAAGAGGAUGAUACAAAGGAAGCCGAAUCACAACUCGCUGCUAUGGAGGCUCGACUUGCUACAGCGUCUGCCAUGAGUGACAAGCUUUCUACUACUGCUGACGAUCACAACAAGCAACAUUUCCAAGAACGUUACAACAAGGUGUGCGCUACUAUUUCAGAAGCGAAGCAGCGAUUGGAAGCGAGAAAAGCCGAUGCCAAGGAACGUGCCGAUUUGGCAGCAUUUGUGGAAGCAGCCAACAAGCUCAAAGAAGAUGCAGAAAAGGAGCAACAACGUGUACAAGAACGUACGGAUGGCGUAGCUGCAGUGUAUCAAGAAAUUGGACAAAAGCAACAAGAUACACAGAGUGCAUUGGAGCAAGAAUAUCGUAAGCGGGUCUCUAGCACUGCUGUCACUGAGGCGGAUGUUUUUGAUAAGCUUGUGGAAAAGUGUGAUGAACUUGCUGCCAAGCCGGUGAUGGACGACACUGCCCUAUCGAAUGCACGAAAAGCUGUGGAUUCACUCAAGAAAGCGAUUGAUGAUGAGAAAAAGAUCAACGAUAUGGUGCGACGUGCAUUGGGUCAUUCCAAAACAGCUGACAACAUUACAUCAUGGAUCAGCAAUUGUCGCAAUGCUAUUGAAACAGCUGCGGGUGAUAUGGAGUUAUCGGAUGACAAGUAUAUUGACGAGGAUGUGCAAGAUAUCCAGACCAAGAUGGAUAAUUUCACGAGCGUUGUUGAUUCAUUUGUUGAGAUGACAUCAAGGAUCAUGAAUGAUGCUGUUACCCAAGGUGGUAGUGCUGUGGCCAACGAGGUGGUACAAGUCCGUGCACAACGCGUUGAUGUUGAUUGGAAAGCGCUCCAAAAGGAAUUUGCCGAUCUGCAAGCCGCUAUGACACGUACAUCCAAAGGGAUUGCUAUUGUACGACAAAUGAAACGUGUCCUACAGCUAUGCGGUGAUGCACGUGAGCGUGUGGGACGACUUGAAAGCAACUCUACUCGAUUGACAAUCACGGGACAUGCACUUUCAGAUAUGCUACGUGAACAAGAUGUAUUGGCUGCUCAGCAAGAAUUGGACACCAUUGAGGAAAAGGUGAAUAGUCAAGUGGCUCAAGAGCUCACAAAGUUGGAUGAGAUGCUUGAUGAUCUUGAGAAUGCGGAUGAUACCUUUGCACAACAACGCAAUGAGAUGAGCUCGGCAGUAUCCAAUUUGACAACGGCGAUGGAAGAAAAGAAACAACAACUUGGACGUGCAUUGGAUGUGGGACGAUGUCUUGUGAUUACGGAUGAUAUUGAAGUAUUGGUGAGCGCACUUGAAGAUGCAGCUACAAAGGCUUCGAAUGGCAACAAGGAGAAUAGCAAGGCCGAUUUGCAGGCACGUGUGAUUGAGUUGGAUGCAAGAUACAAAUACUAUGAACGCAAGAUCGUGCAGAGUUUGGACGCCGCACAGUUAGCAGCUGACGACAUUACGUAUGAAGACGACCGUGAACUUGUAUUGCGACAUGUGCGUGAAUUAAGGGAGCGUUGGGAAGUGAUUGAUCGACAAGUGCAAUCACAAAAGGCUGAGCUCAACAAGUCGCUUGCUGCAUCAAGGCCGCGUGUCAAUAGGACACGCAAAUCAUCUUUACCAACACGCAAAGCAUCUCAUUUCUUACGUGACCGAGACCGAUCUCCUUCACGUUUACCAACAUCUACAUCUUCUUCACUGCAUCAACAAAACAACAACAAUAAUAAUACAUCAUUGCUUUUGGCAGCUUCGAGUCGUUUGGCUAAAUCCACAUCAAGCUCACAUGUGCCAGCACCCUCACCAAGACCAAGUGGUAUGAGUCGUAGUAAGCUGGUACCUCCUUCUCAACGACGUACAGCAUCGAGGUCAGCAACGAAUGCUAAACCACCAGCACCCUCAUCAUCAGCACGACCAUCGAUUCAUGUGACACCUGCAAACAAGUAUGUGGCUGAUCCGCACAACGAUCUGGAUAUGGAAAUCGGGCGCAUCGUGAACGAGACCCCAUACAAGAUUAAGGUGAAAAUGGUUCCUGGUGAAGUGGGCCGUUAUUGGUUUGGUGAUGCCAAUCCAAAGUUGGCUUAUUGUCGUGUUCUCAAAAGCAAGAUGGUGAUGGUGCGUGUGGGUGGUGGAUGGAUGGAAUUGACCGAGUUUUUGCGACAGCAUGCUUUGCUCGAGGGCGACUUUAUUCCCAGAAGAUCCGCAGCAACAGCAGCAACUAACGCCGUUGGUGGUGAAGAACAACAAGAAAAUGUACCAAGAAUAAGAGAAGGCUUUAUUGAAACACGAAAACAACGACAACGUAUUCGAGAACGAUCGCCAUCAUCAAGUUUCAAAGGAGAUGCACUACCACCUUCUUCUUCCUCCUCCUCGUCAACCACUUUACUCAGUCCACCAGCACCUACCAAUAGCAGCGGUGGGUCCCGUUCUACACCACAAAACGCACAAAAAGGCUACAUUGAUGGAGACCGAUAUAUCACAGUGGAUCGAUAUGGCAAUCAACUCGAAGUUAAAAUGACCAAAGCUACCAUGCAUCAAAGCUCAAGUUCAAACACUCGACGUAAACCAGCAAUACCAUUAACACAACGAAGUAAACAAUAG
Messenger RNA from Lichtheimia ornata, 8235 nucleotides. RefSeq lists its product as uncharacterized. Gene Ontology annotation, molecular function: microtubule binding. Lineage: Eukaryota; Fungi; Mucoromycota; Mucoromycetes; Mucorales; Lichtheimiaceae. The transcript has 4 exons. The record is from RefSeq and is a predicted model, not a curated record. Bases 1 to 8235 code for a protein of 2744 amino acids.